Columba livia (rock pigeon) is the source of this 4339-nucleotide messenger RNA. It is a transcript of the gene SEMA6D, whose product is annotated as semaphorin 6D. Gene Ontology annotation, biological process: neural crest cell migration; negative chemotaxis; axon guidance. Gene Ontology annotation, molecular function: semaphorin receptor binding; chemorepellent activity. Bases 557 to 3823 code for a protein of 1088 amino acids. NCBI's taxonomy places the organism in Eukaryota, Metazoa, Chordata, Aves, Columbiformes, Columbidae. Gene Ontology annotation, cellular component: plasma membrane. The record is from RefSeq and is a predicted model, not a curated record. The transcript is spliced from 23 exons.
AGACAGACAGCCAGCAGCACCACUACCAGGGCUCUGCCUCAUUGUGUUGCUGGUACAUGGUGCUACUUGGGAUGCCGUAAUUUACCAGCACAUGGAUGAUGCAUGGCAGAUACAGAACCUCUUUUCAAGUGAACUGGGAGCAUGGAGAGAAGAAAGAAAAAAGAGAGAACUGCAAAGAAAGUUUGAAGAGCGCUGUGCUUCUGAAGGGCUCCUGCCCCUCCUUUCAGCAGCGUAUGAGGUGACCACCUCGGGGCGUUUUGCAUCUGAGUUUUGAAGAUACCAAAGAGCAAAUGCUCCGGUGAACUUCACUGACAGCUGGAAGGACUCAACAAUGAGAAUCCAUCUUAUGGGGCUUGCCGCGGAGCAGCGGCACUUUCCGAACGGCGGUUCCACGCUGGGACAGGACCUGCCGUUCCUCGGGAGACAGGAUCGCGCACCUGAAUUUGUGCCAGACUCUGCAGGAACACUGAUGCCAGCAAUUUGAGGAUCUCCACUUUCCGUCCCAGUGGUAGUUAAGCAGUGUUGCCACAAAGGUAACGCUCAUCUCUCACCAGCCAUGAGGCUUCCUCUGCUUUGUGCCUCCGUGAUGCUCAUGAGCCUGUCCCAGUGCCGAGCCGUCAGCUUCCCCGAAGACGAGGACCCUAUUAACGUUGUGGACUCCCACUAUUCAAGGCAAUAUCCAGUAUUUAGAGGACGCCCUUCAGGCAAUGAAUCUCAGCACAGACUGGACUUCCAACUGAUGUUGAAAAUUCGAGACACACUUUAUAUCGCUGGCAGGGAUCAAGUUUACACCGUAAACUUAAAUGAAGUUCCCAAGUCAGAAGUUACUCCAAGCAAGAGAUUAACAUGGAGGUCAAGGCAGCAGGACAGAGAGAACUGCGCUAUGAAAGGCAAACAUAAAGAUGAAUGCCAUAACUUCAUUAAAGUCUUUGUUCCAAGAAAUGAUGAGAUGGUGUUUGUCUGUGGAACAAAUGCGUUUAACCCUAUGUGCAGAUACUAUCAGCUGAAUACCUUAGAGUAUGAUGGGGAAGAAAUUAGUGGCUUGGCAAGAUGCCCUUUUGAUGCCAGACAAACCAAUGUCGCCCUCUUUGCUGAUGGAAAAUUGUAUUCGGCAACUGUAGCAGAUUUCCUGGCAAGUGAUGCUGUUAUUUAUCGCAGCAUGGGGGAUGGAUCUGCCCUAAGAACAAUAAAGUAUGAUUCCAAAUGGAUAAAAGAACCACACUUCCUCCAUGCUAUAGAAUAUGGGAACUACGUUUAUUUCUUCUUCCGAGAAAUCGCUGUAGAGCACAAUAAUUUAGGCAAGGCUGUGUAUUCCCGGGUGGCACGCAUAUGCAAAAAUGACAUGGGGGGGUCCCAAAGAGUCCUGGAAAAACAUUGGACAUCCUUUCUGAAAGCUCGGCUCAACUGCUCAGUUCCUGGGGAUUCAUUCUUCUACUUUGAUGUUCUGCAGUCUAUCACAGACAUAAUAGAAAUCAAUGGAGUCCCCACGGUCGUCGGUGUGUUCACGACACAGCUUAACAGCAUCCCUGGUUCAGCAGUGUGUGCAUUCAGCAUGGAUGACAUUGAGAAAGUCUUCAAAGGGAGAUUUAAAGAACAAAAGACUCCUGACUCUGUUUGGACAGCUGUACCUGAAGACAAAGUACCAAAGCCAAGACCUGGCUGCUGUGCAAAACACGGCCUAGCAGAGGCUUACAAAACCUCCAUUGAUUUCCCAGACGAAACACUCUCCUUCAUCAAAUCUCACCCUCUGAUGGAUUCAGCUGUUCCCUCAGUCAUCGAGGAGCCCUGGUUUACCAAAACACGUGUCAGAUACAGAUUGACAGCAAUUGCCGUGGACCACGCUGCUGGACCGUACCAGAACUACACAGUCCUAUUUGUGGGCUCCGAAGCCGGAGUAGUACUUAAAAUCUUGGCAAAGACCAGGCCUUUUUCUUUGAAUGACAGCGUAUUACUGGAAGAGAUUGAAGCAUAUAAUCAUGCAAAGUGUAAUGCUGAGAGCGAGGAGGACAGAAGAGUCAUCUCCCUGCAGCUGGACAGAGACCACCACGCUCUGUUCGUGGCCUUCUCCAGCUGCGUCAUUAGAAUUCCUCUGAGUCGGUGUGAGCGGCACGGAUCAUGUAAAAAGGCAUGUAUUGCUUCACGGGACCCAUACUGUGGCUGGCUAGACCAUGAGGCGUGUGGAAGGGUGACGCCAGGCAUGCUGUUCUCUUUGUUUGUUUCAUACAACCACAGCACCGGAGGAUACGCACAAGAUGUCGAAUACGGCAACACAGCGCAGCUUGGGGACUGCCACGAAAUUUUGCCUACUACAGCUACACCAGAUUACAAAAUAUUUGGCGACCCAACAUCUGACAUGGAGUUCUCCUCAGCUUCCAUUACCACAAUGGCAAGUAUCCCAGUUAUAUCACCUAAAGUGAUUGGUUCCUGGAAACCUAAAGUGACUGGCUCUCGGAAAUUUGUAGUUCAAGAUGACCCAAACACUUCUGAUUAUUCUGAUCCAUUAUCAGGUGUCCCAAAGGGUGUAAGGUGGGAAGUACAAUCAGGAGAGUCCAACCAAAUGGUACAUAUGAAUGUCCUAAUCACUUGUGUCUUUGCCGCUUUUGUCCUGGGAGCCUUUAUCGCGGGAGUGGCCGUUUACUGUUACCGGGAUAUAUUUGUACGGAAAUCCAGAAAAAUACACAAAGAUGCAGAAUCGGCUCAGUCCUGUACUGACUCCAGCGGGAGCUUUGCCAAACUGAAUGGGCUGUUUGAUAGUCCCGUCAAGGAGUAUCAACAAAACAUCGAUUCACCCAAACUUUACACGAACCUGUUGACUAGCAGAAAGGACUUGCCUCCAAAUGGUGACACGAAGUCCAUGAUGAUGGACCACAGGGGCCAGCCUCCGGAAUUAGCUGCGCUUCCGACUCCUGAGUCGACACCGGUUCUUCAGCAAAAGACCCUGCAGGCUAUGAAGGGUCAAUCGGACAAGGCGCAUAGCAACCUCAACGCUUCACGGAAGGAAACCCCGCUAAAAAGCCCUCAGUUUUUUCCUUCCAGUCCUCCACCCCACUCUCCUCUAAGCCACGGACAUAUUCCUAGUGCUAUCGUUCUUCCCAAUGCCACCCACGAUUACAAUGCGUCUUUCUCAAAUUCUAAUGCGCACAAGGCAGACAAAAAGAUGCAACACAGUGAUCACCCGCUUACAAAACCGUCCAGCAAAAGAGACCACAGGAGAUCUGUUGAUUCCAGGAACACCCUGAAUGAUUUUCUGAAACACUUAAAUGAAACUACUAGUAAUCCCAAAGCGAUUAUGGGAGAUCUUCAAGUGGCCCACCAGACUUUAAUGCUGGAUCCAAUGGGAAAUAUGUCUGAGAUCCCACCUAAGGUUCCCAACAGGGAGGCGUCUUUGUACUCACCUCCAUCAACACUUCCGAGGAACAGCCCCACAAAGCGAGUGGACGUUCCCACCACUCCUGCAGUACCGAUGACCUCUUUGGAAAGGCAGAGGGGUUAUCACAAAAAUUCUUCACAAAGGCAUUCAAUAUCUGCCCUUCCUAAAAACUUAAACUCACCAAACGGUGUUUUGUUAUCCAGACAGCCUAGUAUUAACCGUGGGGGGUACAUGGCUCCCACGGCAGGCACAAAGAUGGACUACAUGCAAGGGACGCCUGUCAGCGUUCACCUCCAGCCUUCCUUGUCCAGGCAGAGCAGUUACACGAGCAACGGCACCCUUCCUCGUACAGGAGUAAAGAGGACACCCUCCCUAAAACCCGACGUGCCGCCAAAACCCUCGUUUGUUCCUCAGACAACUUCAGUCAGACCACUGAACAAAUACAGUUACUAAGGACAUGUCUGUGGUUAAACAAAAUGCGUGUGGCGUUGACCCGUACAGGUUGUGAGUUGGUGUUGUGGUAGGCACAAAAGACAGAGACUUGCUUGUUAUUACAGAGAACAAAGUGGCCAAAGAAACUGUCUUUACUUCAGCAACAUCUGUGUCUUGCCACAUGUAGCUAUAGCAAGACUUUGUGUACUUGCUAAAAGCAAACAAACACAAAAAAAACAAAGGAAAGUGCUGGUCAUUACAUUUCUUUUGUUUGGAGCUAAGGAGACAUGUAGCACAAUGGGGUGGGGGCUACUUUACUGUUCUAAAUAGCGAAAAAAAAAGAGUUCUUGGGGAAAAAAGAAUCGGCAAACAAAUACUUGAAAAAUGGGUUCCAUUUUAGACUGCCAUUAAGUGUGGUCCUUCCCAUUAAAUGUGAACAUUUUAAUAUGUAUGCAUUCACCUUGCCUCUUGCACAAAUGUCAGAAAAUGGUAAUGUCUCAAUGAAUAUCUGGUUAAUAAUCAGUUUGCUGGAAUUCA